This is a messenger RNA of Malassezia japonica, 1743 nucleotides long. Its product is annotated as Putative ubiquinone biosynthesis monooxygenase. NCBI's taxonomy places the organism in Eukaryota, Fungi, Basidiomycota, Malasseziomycetes, Malasseziales, Malasseziaceae. The record is from RefSeq and is a predicted model, not a curated record. Gene Ontology annotation, molecular function: FAD binding; oxidoreductase activity. Bases 1 to 1743 code for a protein of 580 amino acids. Gene Ontology annotation, cellular component: mitochondrion. Gene Ontology annotation, biological process: ubiquinone biosynthetic process. The transcript has 3 exons.
AUGCGUGCUUUGGCCGUGCGGCGGGCGCCGCUGCUGCGGCGCAUGUACGUCCCUGUGCGUUUUGCGCAUACGCCUGCAAAGAGUGAUACGGAUAUCGUGAUUGUGGGCGGAGGCGUGGUCGGCCUCGCGAUGCUGGGUGGCCUGGUUGCGAAUCCCGCACUCCCCCCGAUGAAGGUCGCGCUGGUGGACACGAUGGACCUGUCGCGCUUUGCAUCGUGGCAGGAUCAGAAGAAAAGCACGACGCGCGCUGCUACGGCGGCGCACGACGGCGUGCAGUGGGAGAACCGCGUGAUUAGUAUGAACAUGGACAACCUCGCGUGGAUGAAGCAAAUCGGCGCAGACGCCUACCUGGACUGGUCGCGCAUGCGCACCGUCGAGCGCAUCCGCGUCUGGGACGGCCUCUCGGACGCCGGUGCAGAGUUUGGGCCCGGGCCCGGGCCCGACGGCGCGCUCAGCUCGAUGGUCGAGAUCUCCAACGUGCAGCAGGCGCUCUACCGCCUGAUCCAGGCGCGCACGGCCGAGCCGUCGUGCAAUGUCUCGGUCGAGAUCCUGGACAAGACGCGCGUCGCAAACAUUACCGCGCCGAGCCAAAACGCCUGGCCGCUCCUCGAGCUCGAGCGCGAGAACGAGACGCGGGCGAUCGCGACGCGCCUGCUCGUCGGCGCGGACGGGCACAACUCGCCGGUGCGCAAGUUUUCUAGCAUCGAGAGCUUCGGAUGGCCGUACCACUGCAAAGGCCUCGUCGCGACGCUGCGCACCGGCAUUGCGCCGCAGAGCGCCGAGCCGCUCGUCGACCAGAGCGCGUGGCAGCGCUUCCUGCCGACGGGCACGCUCGCCUUCCUUCCCCUCUCGCCGAGCACCGGCACGAUCGUGUGGGCACUCCCCCCUCCCCUUGCCGACGCGCUCGGCGCACUGCACCGCCACGACGCGGCGCAGAACGAGAUGCCGACGCUGCUUGCUGCGCUCAUUUCCGCUGGAUUCCGCCUGCCGUGGGACGCGCUCGAGCGGCUCGUGUACGAGGCCAAAGACCUCGCGGCGCUGCCCGAGCCUGAUGUCGCCGCGUUCCGUGCCGCGAUCCUCGCCGAGAUGGUGCACGCGGAGCAGGUGCUCGGCGAGCGCGCGCCGAGUGCGCACCUCGGCACGGUCCCCCCGCUGGGCGACGCGGUAGACGUAAAGAGCGUCGCAUCCUUUCCCCUGCAGCUCAAGCACGCGGGGUGCUACCUCGGGAGCACGCUGAACCGCAACCUGCACACGUCGCUCCCUACGCCGUCGGCGCUGAUUUCCGGCGCACUCACCGCGCUGGGCCUCACACCCGGCGGCGCGGCGCGUGGCGAGGGCCAAGGGCGCACGGUGCUCGUCGGGGACGCGGCGCACACGACGCACCCUCUCUCGGGCCAGGGCCUGAACCUCGGCAUCCAGGACGUGCGUGCGCUGAAUGACACGCUCGCCGCCGCUGCCGCCGACGGCAUGGACAUUGGCACGGACAGCGCGCUGCGUCCCUACGAAGCGGCGCGCUACCUGCCGAACCAGGCGAUGCUCUCCGUCACCGACCACCUCCACUGGCUCUUUGCGACGCGCCCUGCGUCGCCGUACACGGAGCACGGCGGGCUCGCGCAGUCCGUGCGCCAGGCCGCGCUCCAGGCGCUGGUCUGGGCGCGCUCGACCGGCCUGGACGUGGUGAACGAGCUGGGGCCGCUGAAGCAGGUGCUGCUGCAAGGCGCAGGAUCGACAAAGCGUAUGUAG